Vicia villosa (hairy vetch) is the source of this 426-nucleotide messenger RNA. RefSeq lists its product as uncharacterized. The record is from RefSeq and is a predicted model, not a curated record. Gene Ontology annotation, molecular function: zinc ion binding. The transcript is spliced from 2 exons. NCBI's taxonomy places the organism in Eukaryota, Viridiplantae, Streptophyta, Magnoliopsida, Fabales, Fabaceae. Bases 1 to 384 code for a protein of 127 amino acids.
AUGGGUUCUGAGUCAGUUCAAAUAUCAAGUUCUUCUUCUCAUUCUAGGAGGAGAAGGUUACACUGUUACUGUGGCUUGGAUUCACCACUUGUAACUUCGUGGACAUCUCAAAAUCCAGGGAGGAGGUUCUAUGGAUGUGGGUUGUACAAGCUACAAGGAAGAAAAGGAUGUUCCUUUUUUGACUGGUACGAUGAGCAAAUUACAGAUCGUUCACAGGAAGUGAUUAACUCACUUUUGAAGAAGGUUACUGAUUUGAAGAAGAAUGAUGGUUUAGCUAAGAAGAUUGAUGAUGACCUCAAAAAGAAGAUGAAGAUUUUGGUUAUUUUAUUGAUUUUUUCUUGGGUUUUGAUCAUCAUAUUGAUCAUAAGAAACUUGGUUGGAUGAUGUGAUUUUGUUGUAAUCACCACUAGAAUUGGGUAUUAUUAG